Messenger RNA from Paramecium tetraurelia, 3583 nucleotides. RefSeq lists its product as uncharacterized. Gene Ontology annotation, biological process: intracellular potassium ion homeostasis; potassium ion import across plasma membrane; intracellular sodium ion homeostasis. The record is from RefSeq and is a predicted model, not a curated record. Lineage: Eukaryota; Ciliophora; Oligohymenophorea; Peniculida; Parameciidae. The transcript is spliced from 9 exons. Gene Ontology annotation, molecular function: ATP hydrolysis activity; P-type sodium:potassium-exchanging transporter activity; ATP binding. Gene Ontology annotation, cellular component: membrane.
AUGAAAUCCGCUAAUAAGACAGCUUCGAUGAUAGUGACAAUGUUCACGCAACAGAACUAAGAAUUACAACUUGCGUAAGCAAGGAAGGAAUUUGAUUAACUCACAAGGGAAAUAGCAGAGAGAAGAAAGAAGCUGCUUUCAGAAUUGAAUAAGGGUAAGGCUUAAGAAAAGGAAAAGGUAGAUGCAAACAAAGCAGAAAAAUUCAAAAAUAUGGAUGAGCACAGAAUACCAUUGGAAGAACUUGAAUAGAGAUUUUAAACAAGUUCAAAUGAUGGAUUAACUAAAGAUGUCGCCAAUUAAAGAUUGUAGGAAGUUGGAAAAAAUGAAUUAACUUAAAAAGAAAAAGUACCUUGGUAUAUGAAAUUAAUCCAUGAAUUAACUUCUAUGUUUUCAAUGCUUUUGUGGGUUGGAUCAAUCUUGUGCUUUAUAGCAUACGGAUUGGCUCCAGAGGAUCCAUCAAAUUUAUAUUUGGGUAUUGUUAUAGUAGUAGUAAAUACACUGACAGGAGUGAUUACAUUUUUCUAAAAUGCAAAAUCAGAAGCAAUAAUGGACUCCUUUAAAAAUUUCAUACCUCCUGAGACUUUAGUAAUAAGAGACGGGCAACAAUAAAAAUUACCGGCCUCUAAUUUAGUACCUGGAGAUGUAGUAAUUGUAGAAAAUGGAAAGAGAAUUCCAGCGGAUAUUAGAAUAUUGGAGAGCAAUGAGAUGAAGGUUGAUAAUUCAAGUUUGACAGGAGAAUCAUUAUUGCUAAUGAGAUCUUUAGAAUGCACAAACCCUGCCAAUCCUUUGGAGACUAAAAAUUUGGCAUUUUUUGGAACACUUUGCAAAGAGGGAAAUGGAAAAGGCUUGGUGAUUUUUACUGGAGAUAAUACAGUAAUUGGCUAGAUAGCAGGUUUAGUAGAUAGUUCUGGAGGUGAUGAUACUACUUUAAGAAAGGAACUUAAUAAUUUUAUAAAGAACAUAAGUGUAAUAUCAACAAUAUUUGGAGUAAUCUUCUUUGUGUUGGGCUUUGCUAUUGGAUAUCCUCCGAUCACAAAUCUUGUCUUUGGAAUAGGAAUUAUUGUAGCCAAUGUUCCAGAAGGACUUUUGGCCACAGUUACUGUUGCCUUAACACUAACCGCAAAAAAGUUGGCUUAUAAGAAGGUUCUAGUGAAAAACUUAGAGGGAGUUGAAACCCUUGGAUCUACAUCGUGUGUAUGUUCUGAUAAAACAGGAACGUUGACUUAGAAUAAAAUGACAGUUGAAAAUUUAUGGUACAAUAACAAAAAACAUAAGGGAGCAAAUUUAGAAAAAAUGGGUCAAAAACAUUAAUACGAAUAUGAUGUCAAUGAAUUAGGAUUUAAAAUACUUUAGGAAACAGCUGUGCUUUGUUCAGAAGCAGUGUUUGAUAAUUCUUUGCCUCAAGAUUAAAAGAUUCGAAUAUAGAAUGCAAUUGGUUUGAAUUAAUAGUAAAAAGAUUAGAAAUUAAAGGAAGCCAAUGAGAAAUGGGAAUUGAAUUUUAAUAAGAUGCUUUGUUAAGAAAAACCAACUAUAGGGGAUGCAUCUGAAACUGCUUUAAUCAAGUUUUUCUAACCUAUAAAUGAUAUCUAGAAAAUGAGAUAAAGUAGAACACCUGCUAAAGAUUCAGAAAAUAAGCUUGCAAAAAUGCCCUUCAAUUCUAAUAAUAAGUAUGCAUUCAUCAUAGUGGAAUACGAGACCGAAGAUUCUCAUUAUUGUUUAUUAAGCAAAGGAGCACCAGAAAGAAUAUGGAAGUUAUGCAAUUAAGUAUAUAAGGAUGGAUAAAUUGAAUCAAAGGAUGAAGAAUGGGAAAAGUCCUUUGAGUAGAUAAAUGAAUAAUUUGGAAGACAAGGAGAACGAGUAUUAGGAUUUGCCAAGCUGCAUUUACCAAAAGAAUAAUUUCCAUUUGGAUACUAAUUUAACAUGGAUAAGAUGAAUUUCCCUUUUAAUAAUCAAGUAUUUGUUGGUUUAAUCUCAUUAAUUGAUCCUCCCAAGGACAAUGUUCCUUAUGCUGUGAUUAAAUGUAAAACAGCAGGGAUCUAAGUUAUUAUGGUUACUGGAGACUAACCAGUCACAGCUACAGCCAUAGCUAGAUAAUGUAACAUAAUAACAGAGAAAACAGUUGAUGAGAUAAUGAUUGAAAAAGGAAUAUCAUUUGAAGAGGCAUUCCAUUAAUCAAAUGCCCUAGUAAUUCAUGGUGAUAAAUUAACUAAAAUGGCAAUUGAUGACGAAGGUCUACCUGAAGAUGAAAAAGGUAGACAAUUGCAGGAAUGGUUGAGCAAACCAUAAUUAGUCUUUGCAAGAACAAGUCCAGCAUAGAAAUUGAUUAUUGUUGAUGGAUGUCAAAAGAGAGGACAUAUAGUUGCUGUGACAGGUGAUGGAGUUAACGAUAGUCCUGCAAUCAAGAAGGCAGAUAUAGGAAUUGCUAUGGGUAUUACUGGAUCUGAUGUUGCUAAGGAUGCAGCUGAUAUGAUAUUGUUAAAUGAUGAUUUUUCAAAUAUUGUGAUAGGCAUAGAAGAAGGAAGGAAGAUCUUUGAUAAUUUAAAGAAAAGUAUGGCUUAUUGUUUGACCUCAAACAUUUCAGAGCUGGUUCCAUUUAUUGGAUUUGUUAUCUUUAGACUACCAUUACCAUUAACUACAGUAUUGAUAUUAUGUAUCGACUUGGGAACUGAUGUUUUUCCAUGUACCACUUUUGUCUUUGAGGAUGCUGAAAUUGAUAUAAUGACGAGGAAACCGAGAUCAAAGAGUGAUCAUUUGGUUGGUGGGAAAAUGUUCAUCUAUGCAUAUUUGCAGAAUGGAUUCCUAUCUACAUAUUGUGGGUUCUUUUAGUGGUUUGCAUCCUUUUAUGAUUUUGGGUUCUAUCCUUCAAAUCUACUAUUCAUAGGAAUUAGGAAAACUAUUCUACCAAAGAUUAAUGAUGUAUAUGAUCCUUAAGAUCCUUGGUUUGGUAAUACAAAUCUAAAGGAAAUAUUUUAAGAUGGAACUUGUACAGAAUUUCCUGAAUCUGAGGUGAAGGAGGUAGAUUGGAUUUUUGCCAAUCAUUCCAAACUUGAUUUGAGGAUGGCUUAUCUUGAAUGCAAAGAUGGUAAGAUUUAGUAAUUAUUUGAAUGGGCCUAAUGUACUGUUAAUUUAGUAUCUCCAUAUACAAAUAGACCUUAUUGUUAUACGACUGAAGCCUCAAAUUAUGCUUAAACAACAUUCCUAUAUGGUAUUGUAGUUGGGUAAAUAGCCAAUUAUUAGGGUUUGAGAUCUUUAAUAAAUGCAGGAUCCUUUUAAGGUUUUUCGAAUUAUUAUAUGUUUUUCGCCUUCUGGGUGGAAUUUAUGUUAACAGUGUGUUUGUCUUAUGUACAAGUUUUUAACGCAGUAUUUGGAACUAGGGACGUGUUAUUUAUUCAUUAUGGCACUGGAGCACUUCCUUUUGCAUUAGUGAUGCUAAUUUGGGCAGAGGGAAGGAAAUAUCUAAUACGUCGUUUCAAAUCAAAAACAUCAUUUCCUAGUUGGUGGGAAAGAUGCGUUUAAUUCUGAAAUUUAUUGAUAUUCAAUAAUAUUAUAUUAUGAUAAUUGAAAUAUUAUAAAAUAGGUUUAA